This is a messenger RNA of Tigriopus californicus, 780 nucleotides long. Its product is annotated as grpE protein homolog, mitochondrial-like. The transcript has 2 exons. The coding region runs from base 1 to 780 and encodes 259 amino acids. Gene Ontology annotation, biological process: protein import into mitochondrial matrix; protein folding. Lineage: Eukaryota; Metazoa; Arthropoda; Copepoda; Harpacticoida; Harpacticidae. Gene Ontology annotation, molecular function: adenyl-nucleotide exchange factor activity; protein-folding chaperone binding; protein homodimerization activity. The record is from RefSeq and is a predicted model, not a curated record. Gene Ontology annotation, cellular component: PAM complex, Tim23 associated import motor.
AUGGCCAGUCCCUCGGCGGUGGGUCGGGUUUUGGGAUCCCCCUUGGGCCUGUGUCCCAACGUGGUGUUGCGUGCGCCCCACCAUCAACCCGUCAAAGCCCUCCUGCGGGCCCUUCACACACAGAAAUCCAUCUCAGGGUUGAGCUCGAGAUUGACCUCGCCGCCACGUGGCUCACUGACCUUACACAGGAUCUAUCAAUCCACGGAUGCCACCAAAACCGGUGAUCCGGAGGCCAAGACGGCAGGUGGACCCGCAACUGGCCAAGAAGACUCUGCCGCUGAAGUGUCCGAAUUGGAAACGAAACUCCUGGAGGAGAAUCAGGAGCUGAAAGCCAAGUGUGAUGACCUCAUGGACAAGUACCGUCGAAGCAUUGCCGAGAGCGACAACAUGCGCAAACGCCUCACCAAACAGAUCGACGACGCCAAAAUCUUUGGCAUCCAAGGGUUCUGUAAAGACCUCUUAGCCGUGGCCGACGUCCUCAACAAAGCUAUUGGCGGGGUUUCGCCCGAGAUUCUAGCCCAAGAGUCUCAAUAUUUAAAGGACAUGCAUCAAGGUCUGGCCUUGACUGAAAGCCAAUUGCUCCAAGUGUUCCGACGUCACGGACUGGAGCAAGAUAAUCCGGUGGAGGAGAAGUUCGACCCCCAUCGACAUGAGGCCUUGUUCCAGAUCCCACAUCCCGACAAAGAGCCCAAUACUGUGUUAGACGUCCAACAAGUAGGCUAUACGCUUCACGGGCGAACCAUACGGCCAGCCAAAGUAGGCGUGUCCAAAAAGCCGUGA